Molecule: messenger RNA, 1503 nt
Organism: Larimichthys crocea (large yellow croaker)
Lineage: Eukaryota; Metazoa; Chordata; Actinopteri; Sciaenidae
Gene: sid4
Product: secreted immunoglobulin domain 4
Exons: 8
Coding region: 90-1223 (377 amino acids)
Biological process (GO): cell adhesion
Cellular component (GO): membrane
Source: RefSeq, a predicted model, not a curated record
AGGGCGAACGUCACUAUGAAAAAGAGAGAGACAGACAGUGAAAGAGACAUUGCACUCAAGAUACAAAGUGGAACUGUUCUCUCUUCAUCAUGGAUUUCUCACCUGGGGUCCUGAUCCUGUGUUCGUUAUUAUGUUCAGUGGCUGGCCAGGCUCCUGUUGUCUCAGUGGAGCCCCGAACUGCCACUGUGCGCCAAGGGGAGACUGUCAGCUUUAGGUGCCAAGUGUCCGGCGGUGCACCCAUAGAGUGGAAGAGAGCCAAUAACCAAGCAUUACAAGACAAUGUUAAGCUUGGACCUGGUGGCUCUGUGCUGACGGUUGCCAACGCCCGACCUGGAAACCAGGGCCAGUACCGCUGCACAGCAAGCAAUUCUGCAGGCCGAGGCUCUGCCACAGCUGUGCUAAAUGUCAAAUUUGCCCCCAAAGUUCGGCUAACACCAGCGGGGCCCCUGCUGGUUAGGAUAGGUGAACCUGUUUCAGUGGAGUGCCGCGCCACAGGGAGACCACGGCCCACGUUGACCUGGAAACGCCAAGGCUCGACCCUGCAGCUGUUUACCACGGACACUAAUGAUGUCAACACCAUACAGUGGCCUGCGGUGCAUCCAGAGGAUUCAGGCGUUUAUAUUUGCCAGGCUGAAAACACUGAAGGGAUGACAGAGGUCAAAAUUGAGAUCACUGUUGAGGGGGGGCUGGGAGCACCAGUGGCUUCAGUAAGCACCACAGAAAUGACAGUGGUGGAAGGACAUACAGUCACAAUGUCGUGUCAGGCCACUGGCUCCCCUACUCCUGUCAUCACCUGGUCUAAGCUACGAGCCCCAUUGCCAUGGAAACACACAAUGGUUGAUGGAGUUUUGACACUGACCAGCGUAGGGCGCCAAGAUUCAGGACAAUACAUCUGUAACGCAACCAACAUACAUGGCUACAGUGAGGCGUACACGCAGAUGGAGGUGGAGAGCCCUCCGUAUGCCACCAGCCUGCCUGACCAGGCGAGGCUCCAGCCAGGAGAUGCCCUGCGCCUGCAGUGCCUUGCCCACGGCUCUCAUCCUAUUCGGUUCGAGUGGAGCCGGGUGGGCAGGGCGAGCCUGCCUGCAGGAGCACAGACCACAAAGGAUGGAAAGCUGCUCAUAGCCCAUGCUAGACUGAGUGACAGUGGAACGUACAAGUGUGUGGCCACCAACCACAUUGGCUCCAGUGAGGCAGUGGCCAAAGUCAUCAUAAAGGCUUGAUCCGUUGUGGUCAUUACUGUGUCUGACUGACAAACCUUCUAUGCAGUGCUUUCAACUUCUGCAAGCCUGGUUUGUAGCCAUCAAGACGGUUCAGCGGUUAAUACUGAGAAAUCAGACAAAAUUAUAUUUAAUAGUUUCAUAUAUUUUGAUGUAUUAAAAAGAUAUUAGUGCCAAAUUGUUUGGUUUUAUUGUGCAAAUGGGAUUUCAUUUUGUACUUGUAUAGAUAACUGAUAAUGUUGCUCCCGUGUCUCAUAUCUGCCUUUGCAAAGCUACUCUGUAA